Molecule: messenger RNA, 588 nt
Organism: Schistocerca serialis cubense
Lineage: Eukaryota; Metazoa; Arthropoda; Insecta; Orthoptera; Acrididae
Product: GATA zinc finger domain-containing protein 15-like
Exons: 3
Coding region: 1-588 (195 amino acids)
Source: RefSeq, a predicted model, not a curated record
AUGGAAAAGUUAGAUGCUGUUGAUUUACUAUAUGAAGAACAAGAACCAACACACAACUCACGCAGUAGGAAUCAACAUGUCUACAUUGCUACAUUACCAAACACACAGCAAAAUUCACAACACACAGUAAACAUGCAAAACAGUCACCACAACUCACAGCUGCACACAAACAACAACUAUAACUAUACACAGGGAGAUAACCCGUACAAAAAACGAAGAAACAACAAUUUUAAUUCAAGAAGCAAUAAUGGAAACAACAACGGACACAAAGCAAAACACAAACACUGGCAAAGAAACAACAACACAGAUUACACAAGAAAUGGAACACUUACACCGCACUUUAAUCAGAACGACAACCAGUAUGAUGUGAGACAGUGGCAAACACCGCAACCGCCACCACAAAAUCAUAUUCAGAUGCCACAAGGGAAUUUUGCGCAAACAAGCAACACAAACCAACAAGUGACUUCAGCCAAACGAAACCAGACAGGUGAUUGGCAAAGACAAUAUCCAAAUCCCUUAGCAGAGUAUGCUGAUACAAAAACAAGACAAGCUGACAGACUAAAUGACCGGAGACAAUUGCUGCUCUGA